Molecule: messenger RNA, 890 nt
Organism: Centruroides sculpturatus (bark scorpion)
Lineage: Eukaryota; Metazoa; Arthropoda; Arachnida; Scorpiones; Buthidae
Product: multiple coagulation factor deficiency protein 2 homolog
Exons: 6
Coding region: 308-796 (162 amino acids)
Molecular function (GO): calcium ion binding
Source: RefSeq, a predicted model, not a curated record
UAGAAAGAAUCCUUAGAGACGAUGAAAGGGAAUGUCGACCGACAAAUCCUUUUGUUUGAAUAUUUUUAUAGAAAGUCUAAAGUUGUCUUUAUUAUUAUUACUACUAUUAUUAUUUCUUUCUUUUCAUUUCGAGAUAAACUCUGAAGAAGUACAAAAUGUUCGACUUCAUAACUGGGUGGCCUAUGGAAUGAAUAAUACGCCUGCUUUUAAUUCCAGACAUGUGCUGAUGAUAAGAAAAAGAUAAAGUAGACUACUACAAAAGAUCCUUAUUUCGGAAAAGAAUUAGGCCUAAAACUCGGAAAAGAAGAUGAUACAGUUGAAUAUAUUUAUCAUACUAUCAUGUAUAUCGAUGGUGCAACUUGAUAGAAGAUACCAGCACGACGAUCAUUAUCAUCCUUCCAUAUCUAGAGAUUCUCCAACUAAUUUCCUAAAAAACGAAGAAAUUUUAAGAGAUAGAAAUCAUAUUAAAGAAGAUUUGAAAAAUGAAUAUGAUUUUGAUGUGGCAGAUGAUAUUUCAGAUUUCGAAAUGGAAUUUUAUUAUUUUCAGUUGCAUGAUCUAGACAAAGAUGGGAAAUUAGAUGGACUCGAAUUGCUAAUGGCACUCAGUCAUGUAACGGAAGAACGUAUUUCAGAAAAUGAAAGAUAUAAUGAAGCCGAUCGGCUGGAAAAACAAAGAAAACAGAAUGAAAUAUAUGAACUUGAUGCUGCAAUCAUCGACCUUCUUUUCUCAGAAGACGACUUAAACAACGAUGGCUACUUGACUUACCAUGAAUUCGCACUUAGUCAUCGAAAGUAAUUAUUUAAAUAAAAUAAAAUGUUUAAAAAAAAGAAAACUAUAAUAAAACUACUUGUAAGCUUUAAAUUUAAUUUGAUUAAAAAAUAUAAAUUUU